Cryptosporidium ubiquitum is the source of this 3645-nucleotide messenger RNA. RefSeq lists its product as uncharacterized. The transcript has a single exon. Bases 1 to 3645 code for a protein of 1214 amino acids. Lineage: Eukaryota; Apicomplexa; Conoidasida; Eucoccidiorida; Cryptosporidiidae. The record is from RefSeq and is a predicted model, not a curated record.
AUGAGAAAUAUAAAUUUUUUUGAAAUAUAUAAAAGAUUGGAUAUUAAUUACACAAAUAAACAAGUAAAUUCGUGUUCAAGCAUAAAUUUAAAAAAAGAUAAUAUUUGUCAAGAAGUUAUUACAAGAGAAAACCAAUCAACUGAAAGUGUUGGAUAUAAAGACCGUGAAAGCGAUGGAAUAUAUUUAGACAUUAACUUUAACUCUAACUCUAUUGCGCUUCAACCAUGUAUCGCAAUUAAAGAAAAUUCAUUUAGAUUACCAAUAUUUGAGUUAACGCAUGAUUUUCAAAUACCUCAUGUUACUUACCAAGUUAAACAAAAUAGUAGACUAUAUGAAGAAAUUUACUCGUUAGUGUAUUCUAAUUAUUCUAAUAUUAUAAUUAAUAAUGAAAUCAUUCCUUCCAGAAAAAUCAAGAUUUCUGAAACUAAACCUGUUUUUGAAGUUUCUGAAAAAGAAGGGCAUUCAUAUUCCGUAUUUUGGGAUGGUGAAGACAUCAAAUCUAACUCUUCAAUGUUAUUAGGGGAAAUUACUGGAUUACUAUAUAACAAUGAAAAAAAAUACCAUAACAAAUAUUCUUUUGAACUACCAAACAUUUCAAACGAGGAAUUAAACAUUAUUUUGGAUGCAUCUCAUUAUUGUAAUGAAUUUGUGUUUCUAAAGCAUUGUAGACUUCCUUUUCCAUUUGAUGAUCUGAGAAUAAGACCAAAUACUCAAUUACAAUGGUUGUUUAUUGACAAGUGGCCUCAUCUUGUUGUAUUAACUAUUCCUGGGACUGAAAUUAAACAUGGUGAUGAGCUUGUUGUUGACUUUGGAAACAAUUAUCAUAUGUAUUAUAUUAACGAUUUAAAAACAAUAUUCAAGGAUAUUAUUAGAAUUAAAGUGGAAAAUAAACAAGUUUUCCGAAUCUGCGCUGUUUGUAGAUUUGAAUUGGAGAAAGAUAUUAUUGAAUGUAAAAAAUGUAUUAUUUGCUGUGAAUAUAUACAUGAGAAAUGUGGUUAUUAUUACUUUAAGAGUGAAGUUUCAAUUUGCUGCCUUGUUUGCCUAAAAAAAUCAUUUAAUAUAAUUUUUGGAAUUAAUAAGAGAUUUGAUAAUCCUCUAAACGGAAAAAAUUUGGGUAAGGAUUCAAUUAUCAGUAUACUAAAAAUGUAUGAUGGUAAUGCUUGCGAAGAAUGCUUAUCAUUAUUUUGUAAGAAGGAUUCUGAGUUAGAAAGACGUAAGUCUACAUUUUUUUGCAAACUCAUUCAUGAAUUUUACCAGAUAGACAAGUAUUCUGAUAAUAUUGAUUCUUUUUACGCAGAAUAUACUUCAAAAUGCGAAAAUGAACUAAAUUCAAACGUCAAUAUAAACAUCAAGGUUUUAGAAAACUUUUACAAUAUAUUUGAGAGGUUAAUAAAAUACUUGAAGGUAUCUUGGGAGGAAAAUCAGCUUUACGAAAGUUUAAAACUAGAAUCGUAUUUUUUUCAAGAUUACUAUAUUAGUUUUUCGAACCACCAAUCAAAGUUUUUAUUUUCAGAUUCUUCGAUUUAUGAAAAAUGGGAAAAAUCCAAAUGGAAAGAUUUUAUCUAUUGGGACAAAGUAAAGAAUUGUUGGAUUGGAAUACUUAAACCGAAUGGAAUAUUUUCUAGAUUUAAUUGUUGCAAUAAACAUCCAACAAUAAUUGAGAGUUUUUAUGAAACUGAAAAGUGGGUAGAACAAAGAAUAAGUGAAACUACAAUUCAAAAAAAUUUGAUUUCUGCAAUAUUGUCGAACUACGACAAAAAUUCUAUUAUUAAUAAUGAAAACAAUUCUUCUAAAAAUUCGGAAGACAGUAUUUCCCACACUUACUACCACUCACCAUAUUUACCAACCGAUUUAGCGUCACACCCGGACUAUAAAAUAUUUAGCAGCGAAAAUGAAACUAGCAAAUAUCCUACUAAUCUAGCUACAUUUAGUGAUAUCAAGAAUCAAUUUUCAAUUAAUGAUGACCGAUUAUCAUUAAACAAAAAACCUAAAGAUAUUAAUGCUAUUCCUAAUACGGAAUCGCAAUUAUUUUCAUAUCCAAAUUCGCCAGAGUUUUUAUUGAAUGAUUUGAGGCCACGUGUUUCUUCUGCUGGUUACAUUCAAUGCUGUUCACCAGUGAAUAGAAAACGAAGAAUAAGAUCUACUCUACCUUUAACUUCGAAUGCUGCAAGGUGCCCAACCGAGUGGAGGGUUAGAGGAAUUACAUGGCAUGCAGAAAGAAAAGCAUUUAUUGUACCAUAUAGAAGGGAUAAAGAUGGUGGGCUUACUUCAACCACUUUUGGUGCGAUGAAAUACGGAAGUCCAUUAACCGCAUUUUUAAAAGCAUUGGAAUUUAGGGAGAAUUAUUUGAAGGAACAAUCAACGAAGCUUCCAGAAGAAAUAAAACAACCUGGUGUUAUUUGUGAUCAAGCUUUAUUAAUCAGAAAUUUGCCCAAUAUUAUUUGGGAUCCAAGUAAACUUGUAUGGAGAGCUCUUGCAGACGAGGAGCUGCUAAGUAAUGAUAAUUUGGCACAUAAAUUGAAUUUUAAUUCACAAGAUAUUGAGAUAAAUGCAAUCCCGUACGGAGCAAGGAUUGCAUAUGAAAUAGCUGAGGUUUGUUAUAUUCGUCGAAAAGCUCUUCUUCUUAAUUCGAAGGGUAACAUAAUACAAAAAAGUUCUGCUGGAGGUCGUUUGAGGAAUAAGACUAGUUCAGUAGAGAGCCUUGGAAACGAAUACCAAUUAAUAUUAGAAGAUCAAAGCCAUUCAUUUUUAUCAAAAGAUUCGCAAAUGGACACUAUGAACUCACAAAACCCUUGUUUCAAACAAAUAAGAUUAAAAAUUGUUUUUCCAACAGGGGAGGAAACUGUACGAAAUGAUUUGAUUGCGUGGCAUUUCAGAAGUAAUUCAUGGAUAAUCACCAAUGUUUUGGAUGGAAAUACUUCUAAUCAAACAAAAAACAUUAACUUUCUUAAUUACACAGAUUCUAAUGUGAAACAAAAAUCUCCAAUUCAGUCAUUAAUGUAUGCAAUUGAAUGUUGUACAUCAAUACCUCCAAAAUGCCAAGUUUACAUUCAUGCAGAGGAAGCCGAAUCAAUAAUUGAUUCUGAAGAUCUUGCAGAAUUAUUAAAACCAUUUCCAACAGGAAUAUCAUGGUAUUGCAAGAAAAGAAGGUUUUAUACAUCAAAUGGCCUCGACAGUAAUGGGAGAGGCCAGCAUUUCAGUAUUGCGUUGUAUGGCUCACUUAUCGCUGCAUUUAAUGCAGCAAUUGAUUAUAGAAAUAUUUUUUUGAAAAAUAGAAGAAAGGCGAUUUUGCCUAAAGUUGAAUGGAUAUUAUGCUUUCCGGUAAAUCGAAGCUCGAUUAAUAUAAAUUUAAAUGAAAGAAUAAAAGAGUCAGAUAUUGGUGUUGAUGGGAAUAUAGUAAAAAAUUUGGAUAUUUGUCAUAUCUAUGAUUUAUCUAACAGUUACAUGGGAAGUUGCAACACUAGAAAUGUUGAUAGAAUAAAUAGUCAAUUGCCAUCACUAAGUGCUUGUAUUUCAGGGGACUCAUACCAUUCCGGAAGUGAUUGGUUGCAACAUCCCACGACAGUAUCACUUUUAGAUGAUCAGAUGAUCGAACCACAAAAUGACUUGGAAAGCAGAAUAUUGAAUAUUGAAUUAAUAGAAUAA